Messenger RNA from Nerophis ophidion (straightnose pipefish), 1082 nucleotides. RefSeq lists its product as uncharacterized. The coding region runs from base 24 to 1082 and encodes 352 amino acids. NCBI's taxonomy places the organism in Eukaryota, Metazoa, Chordata, Actinopteri, Syngnathiformes, Syngnathidae. The record is from RefSeq and is a predicted model, not a curated record. The transcript is spliced from 5 exons.
UCUACUUGUUCACUUACUCCAAUAUGAGUCUGAAGACCGGGUUGGUGGUCCUCCUUCUCUGCAUGCCAGGGCUGCUCAGUGCUGAGUGGGGGGGGACCUAUACUGAGAAGGAGAUCUGUGCAUUUAAAGGAUCCACUGUAAAGCUUCAGUGCUACCUUAAGUUCCCGCCCACAGAAGGCGGGCGUGAGAUCAAGGUCAAAGAAACAUUUUGGUUCACCAAAGAUCCAAAGGAAGAUCCGAGACUGGACCCUCAGUACUUUGGUGGUGUGCAGUCUGAGUGUCAUGGCAACAUGUGCAGUCUGACCAUCGCAGACGUGAGACGGAGUGACGAGUACACGUUCAGAUUCACAACUGACCAUUCCAGAGGAGACUUCAUCGUCAUGCCUGGUGUCAAAGUGACCGUCACUGAUCUGAAAGUACAAGUGUCCUCAAGGCCCAGGUAUGAAAAUGGCAAACAUUGGUAUGAUCUGAAGUGUGUCAGCGACACCUGCAGUCCUAGGUCUAAUUCUUCAUACGUCUGGUAUAAGAAUGGAGAGGAAAUCCAAAAUGCAAAGUCCCAAGUGUACACAGUAGGGCAUGACUAUGAAAAUAGUUACUCCUGUGCUGUGAGAGGACACGAGCAAGCUGUGUCUCCUCCAGAGUGUGUUGUGGACUGGUUUUGUAACAAGGUGGUUUACCACAAGAGACACAUCUGUGCCAUCCAAGGAUCAUCAGUGGACAUUACCUGUGAAUACACGAGCUAUAGAAAUACCCUGACACAAUUCUGGUACCGUACAAAUUCUAGUCACUGGAGGAACCCCUCCAUGACUGAAGAUCUGCGGUCCGACCCUCAGUAUGAAGGUCGUCUUGAGUUACCUUCAGAGACUACUAAAAAAAGCACACUGAGAAUAAAAGAUGUGAGGCAGAGUGAUUCUGCCGAGUACCGCUUCAAAUUCACCAUUGAUGGUUUUGAAUGGAGGAGUACUUUACCUGGAAGCACCUUAACAGUUGCAGAUGUAAUUCUGUUUAGAAAAAAGUCAGCAGCCAAUCACAACAAGGCUGUGGGCUGCAAACUGGACUUUGGACAGUGGUGUUCCAGAUGA